Molecule: messenger RNA, 1938 nt
Organism: Miscanthus lutarioriparius
Lineage: Eukaryota; Viridiplantae; Streptophyta; Magnoliopsida; Poales; Poaceae
Source: the annotation of a GenBank genome assembly
AUGGGGAUCACCGGCGACACGACGGAGGCGGAGGCGCUGGCGACGGUGGGUGACUACGAGCUACGGGAGCGCCUGGGCGGCCGUCCGCCGUCCACGGCCGUGUGGCGAGCGGUCUCGCGGUCCACCGGCGCGCCCGUGGCAGUGAAGCAGGUGCGGCUCGCCGGCCUCCCUGCUCGCCUCCGCGACAGCCUCGACUGCGAGGUUCGCUUCCUCGCCGCCGUAAGCCACCCCAACAUCAUCCGCCUCAUCGACGUCGUCCAGACCCAGAGCUGCCUUUACCUCGUCCUGGAGCUCUGCGAGGGAGGGGACUUGGCGGCCUUCAUCCGGCGCAAUGGGAGCGUUGACGAGCGCGUGGCCAGAAAUUUUAUGAAACAAAUUGGAGCUGGCUUACAAGUGCUGCGCCGGCACCAUGUUGUCCACCGGGACUUGAAACCUCAGAAUAUCCUGCUCUCUUCUCGCGGUAGCGAUGCGAUCCUCAAGAUAUCUGAUUUUGGCCUCGCAAGGGUUCUUGGACCUGGGGAGUAUGCAGACACAGCUUGUGGUUCUUGUUUGUACAUGGCUCCAGAAGUGAUGCUAUUUCAAAAGUAUGAUGACAAGGUAGACAUGUGGAGUAUCGGCGUGAUCCUAUUUGAGCUCUUGAAUGGCUACCCGCCAUUCCGUGGCAGAAGCAAUGUACAGCUGCUUCAGUGCAUCAACAGAAGCACAUCUCUCCCGUUCUCAGAACCACUGGCGUCCACCUUGCAUCCCGAUUGUGUUGAUAUAUGCACCAGGCUACUAUGCACUAAUCCAGCGGCGGAAGAUGAUCGCCGACCUCCUCAGGGCAAGCGCAAAAAGCUCUUCGCUCCGCGGCGGCGUCCAGCUGCACGGCGCCCUGACGAAGCUGGGGUUCGGAUCGGACACCAUGCUGGGCAACAACCUGAUCGACAUGUACGCCAAGUGCGGGGAGCUGGACAUGGCAGGCGAGGUGUUCGGCGGAAUGCGCGACAGGAACGUGGUCUCGUGGACGGCCCUCAUGGUGGGCUUCCUGCAGCACGGCGACGCCACGGGGUGCCUCGGGCUGCUCGGCGAGAUGCGGGCCGCCUCCGAGGCAGCGCCGAACGAGUACACGCUCUCCGCGACCCUCAAGGCCUGUUGCGUCGCCGGCGACACGGGCGCGGGCGUCGGGAUCCACGGGCAGGAUACGAGGAGCACGACGUCGUCGCCAGCUCGCUGGUGCUCGUCUACUCCAAGGGCGGGAGGAUCGGCGACGCGCGGCGAGUGUUCGACGGCGCCGGGCUCGGGAGGGGCCUCGCCACCUGGAACGCCAUGAUCUCCGGGUACGCGCACGCCGGCCACGGCAGGGACGCGCUGCUCGUGUUCCGGGAGAUGCGGCGGCGGCGGCGGCGGCGACAUGAGGAUCAGCAUCAGCAUCAGCCUGACGAGUUCACUUUUGCCAGCCUGCUCAAAGCCUGCAGCGGUCUUGGCGCGACACGCGAGGGCGCGCAGGCCGGUGACAUCCGCCGCGUCCUGAGGGACGUGGAGACGAGGAUGCAGGAGCAGCUCGGGUACUGCGCCGGCGACGCGCAGUUCGCGCUGCACGACGUCGACGAGGAGUCCCGCGCGGAGAGCCUGCGGGUGCACAGCGAGAGGCUCGCCGUCGGCCUGUGGCUGCUGCGCAACGGCGUGGACGACGGGCACGGGGAGCCAAUCAUGGUGUACAAGAACCUGCGGGUGUGCGGGGACUGCCACGAGUUCUUCGAGGGACUGUCGGCCGUCGUGAGGAGGGCGCUGGUAGUCAGAGACGCCAACAGGUUCCACAGGUUUGAGCAUGGCGCGUGCUCCUGCAAGGACUACUGGCGACGUUGCCUGCCCUGCCUGAAUCACCUCUGCCAGACUGCCAGUCCAGCAAUUGUCACCUCUGCCAGACUGCCAGUCCAGCAAUUGUAUCAGCUUCGGUAG